AAAUAUAUUAAUCAACGUAAACAAAAUGUGACACAGCCCAAGUUUCAAAUUUUGUACAAGACACUUACACACACACAUAAACCAUAUUUAUUAAAUUAUCUUACACUAAUAUUCUCUUAAAACAAACGAAUUUUUACAUUACCUCUCGAAACUAAUGUACAAAACACAAACAAUGUUUAGAUUUUUAAGAUUCAUUUCCAAUAUAAAAUCAUCAACACUGAUCAUCAGACCACAUCAGAGAUGUUAUUCUGUCCAUGGUGAAGAAAUCCCGGCCACCCAUGCUUGGAAUCUGAGCAACGACGGAGGAGAUAUUUCCUGUUUGGGAUCUUACACUGAAGGCUCAGGUAUUAUCUUGGGUGUAUACACUAGUGAAAAGACUUCAAACAUAGUAUGUCUAACUAAAACCGCAACCGUAUUUAACCAUAACAUAAAUGGAAGACUUAUAGAUGCUUUGAAAGUAACACCUCUUCCUAGGCUAGGGGAGGUCAGAGUGUAUCCUAAGUUAGACCCGACAUUCGACGUAGUGGCAAUUGCCGGUUUAGGGAGAAACGGAGCAGGCUACAACAAACGAGAGGGUAGAGACGAAGCAAAAGAAAAUGUAAGAAAAGCUGUCGGUGCCGGAGUGAUAAAACUGCAAGCGAUGAAAGUCAACAAAAUCUACGUAGAAGGAUUCGAUGAUCCAGAGUCGGCGGCCGAAGGUGCUCAUUUAGCAGUCUGGCAAAAUCACCAUCUUCUAUCAAACACAAAGAGAAAGGUAAAAAUGCCAGAUUUGAUUUUGUACGGUGACUGUGACAUGAAAAAGUGGCGGAUUGGUCUGGAAAAGGCGGAGGCUCAAAAUUUUGCGAGAAAACUAAUGGAAACUCCUGCUAACAUGAUGACUCCUCGCGCUCUAGCGUACACAAUAGUUCAAACUCUUUGCAAAACUAACGUCAACGUCACGUUAAGAAGUGAGCGGUGGCUUCAGGAAAACAACAUGAACGCUUUUCUAGAAAAUACCAAAGGAUCGCCUCAGGGUCCUAUUCUGGUCCAAUUAAACUACAACGGCUGUGAUCCAGGAAUCCCUCCAGUGGUUCUGAUCGGGAAAGGAUUGACUUUCAAUUCUGGCGGGCUUUGUCUUAAGAAGUGUGAGGAAAUGAAACACAUGCGAGGUGACAUGGCAGGAGCAGCCGUGAUCGUUGCUGCCUUCAAGGCUAUGGCCGCCCUCGGACUUCCUAUCAACGUCGUAGGACUUCUGGCUAUAGGAGAAAACAUGCCGGGAGGAACGGCGGGAAGACCGAAGGAUAUCGUCAAAUCUCUCAGCGGUAAGUCCAUUCUUGUCUCCCCAAGAGAUUUCAGUGGCAACCUAAUGUUAGCGGACACUCUUUGUUUCGCCCAGAGCUUCAAUCCGAAGUAUAUAGUAAGCGUUGCAACUUUGACAAAGGAAGUGCGAACAGCAUUUGGCCUCUCAGCUUCAGGUUUGUUCACGAAGAACGAGAAACUGUGGCAGCUCCUAAAGAUAGCAGCCAUUCAUAGCGGUGACCGCGUAUGGAAGUGUCCGCUAUGGCGAAUGUACGAGCGGGAAAUCAAGGACUUCACGAGCUCUGACCUGUCUACCCUCCAGCGAGAUGAAUUCUAUCCCCGUGGUAUCAGCUGCACGACGACCGCAUUCCUCAACCAGUUCACCUGUCAUAAGAACUGGGCACACAUAGACACCUCAGGUACCAUGUACGAGGGAGGGAGGACGUCGUACCUGAAGAAAGGGAUGUCUGGCCGGCCAACACGAACGUUAAUUGAAUUUCUAGGACAGAUGGCGUACCCACCAGAUUUAGAAGACGGAAAAAUAUCUUCAGACACUGUGAAGCAAGACGCUUGUGGCUAGAUCUGCUGAAACUGUUCAAACGCCGUUUUAAUACUGUACUCUGUAAGUGUGGUGUUGUCCUAUUUUUACUAAUAAAAUUGCCUAUCAUGUUU
Molecule: messenger RNA, 1950 nt
Organism: Homalodisca vitripennis (glassy-winged sharpshooter)
Lineage: Eukaryota; Metazoa; Arthropoda; Insecta; Hemiptera; Cicadellidae
Product: cytosol aminopeptidase-like
Exons: 1
Coding region: 155-1858 (567 amino acids)
Biological process (GO): proteolysis
Cellular component (GO): cytoplasm
Molecular function (GO): metalloaminopeptidase activity; manganese ion binding
Source: RefSeq, a predicted model, not a curated record